Molecule: messenger RNA, 717 nt
Organism: Zymoseptoria tritici IPO323
Lineage: Eukaryota; Fungi; Ascomycota; Dothideomycetes; Mycosphaerellales; Mycosphaerellaceae
Exons: 1
Coding region: 1-717 (238 amino acids)
Molecular function (GO): protein binding
Source: RefSeq, a predicted model, not a curated record
AUGGCCGGCCAGACUUCAAUUCCACGCAACUUUGAGAAGCCGAAGACCGCAUUCUGGCGCGAUCUGGAUCGGACGAUCGCUUGCAACUUCUUUCAAGCCUAUCCAUCGAAAUUACAGCCUUCACUGGAACUUAUUCUCGAUGCUCUCUCGGACCGUCCUCGCGAUGAAAGGCUCUAUAUCUUGAUUGAGAUUCUCCGUGAGAGGCUACCAGUCCGUGAGCUUCGAACUUCCGGCGAGGACUUCAGGCCACACGCUUCCAACGACGCAGAGUACGAUGUGUGGGCCAGUGCUAUGUUGGGCAUUGCGUCUGCCCAAGAUGCGCUCGGCCUCGAGGAUGAAGCCGAGCGGACGACCCGCAUCAUGAUAAACAACGGACCACACGGAGAGAAGGACCUCGGUGCGCAAUACUCCUUGGCUUGGCGCAUGGAAGAGAAGGGUCGAUACGGCGAAGCGGAGGAGAUGGCAUUGGAGUGCAUGGAAUGGAUCAAUGGACACCGGAGAUGCGGACCGCUGUCUCCUCAAGCGAUUUGCUUGUGGCGACUCCUCAUCAAGACCGCCUGGAAGAGUGGAAGGAGGGCCCUUGCAGAGGAACGAAUCCUCACUACUCGCGAUCUUAUCACGAAGAUGUCUCGGUCUCGGUUCGCUAAGUAUGCGCAAAAGGAAGUCGAGGAGCUGGUGGUAACGACCGUUGGGCUGGCGAAGAUUUCGAAGAUGUGA